Ilyonectria robusta is the source of this 1530-nucleotide messenger RNA. RefSeq lists its product as uncharacterized. The record is from RefSeq and is a predicted model, not a curated record. Lineage: Eukaryota; Fungi; Ascomycota; Sordariomycetes; Hypocreales; Nectriaceae. The coding region runs from base 1 to 1530 and encodes 509 amino acids. The transcript is spliced from 3 exons.
AUGGCCUUGCUCCUCUAUAUCCUGGCUUGCGCCUUCGCCACUGUGCUCGCCAUCGACGACUACAACGUCGUCUCUACGCCCGAGAAGGAUGUCCCAGAAUGGGCUGCCGUCAGCGCCAUGCAGCUCACACUAUCCAACAGUAAUGGGAAGUGGUCACCGCUGCAAUUCACCGUCCUCCCUCUCACAGAUUCCCUGGGGUUGAACGGCACUCAGACAGACCGCGGGAUUGUCAAAAUACACGGCACCAUGAUCGCAGCUGAUUCAUCCAACUAUAACACCCUCAACCAGAACACCACCGUAGCAUACCUAUCUUGCGACCAACCCUCCAGUAAUUCCAUGAUCGAACCCGAUAAGAUGCUCGACGGCUUGAUGAACCUCAAUCCCAAACCCAAAGCUAUCGUACUUUACUCCACAAGCAAGAACUGGUGUUCGAUCACACACAUAGAUGAUCUAUCUUACACUAGCAUUCUAUCCAUGGCCGACGCAGCUGAGGCUUCACAGGCCUUAGGCUUCCUCAACGGCACCGACACUAUCAAGGUCUCCAUCAUGGGCAACACCACCAAUGACGGUACUGAAACCCAGACGGAUUCCAAUCGAAACAACCCGGCGGUUGCAAUGAGUAUCCUAUACAGUAUCACUGGGAUCAUCACCUUGCUCUUCGCCGUCAUCAUCGUUACUGGUGCCGUUCGGGCUCAUCGAUACCCUGAAAGAUAUGGGCCCCGACGAGCUCUCCAUGGCCGACCCCGACAGAGCCGGGCCAAGGGACUGGCGAGAGCUGUCCUGGAAACCAUGCCCAUUGUGAAAUUUGGAAACCAGACACCUACUAAGCCCGACCCUGAGCUUGAUAUGGAUGCGAUCACCAACGAUGGGCAAGAUAAUCCUGUGCAACGCACCACGUCGAACCCGAGCGAAGCCCGUCAGCCUGAGGCAACACCAGCCACGCGAGCAGAUAAUGAUGGAGCUUCUUCUGUAACCCGGGACUCGCCUACACCUACGCCUGAUUCUGCACCAGAUGGCGCCGGUGGGAAUGGAGAAGACAACUUGGGGUGUUCCAUUUGUACGGAAGACUUCAAAGUGGGCGAAGACGUUAGAGUCUUGCCAUGUCGACACCAGUUCCACCCAGCAUGCAUCGAUCCAUGGCUCAUCAACGUGUCUGGAACGUGCCCACUCUGUCGAUUCGAUCUCCGCCCCGAAAAGGCGGAUGCGUCUCAGGGGAGUACGAGUGAGGGCACAAGUGCUUUGCCUCCCCCGCUAGCUCUCGAGAGCGUCGAGGGUGUAGAGAACGAUGCCUCUCAGUUGCCACACCACAAUCGCGCAUCACGCAUCUCCGACAUUAACCGGUUGCGAGAGGCGACGGUGGAAGAGCAGAUGGAGACACUGAGGCGUAUGCGAGCUGAAGUCGACGAGUCUGAGCGACAGGGCCCACCAGACGGUGAUUCUCGAGGCCAGAGCGCGCGAUUUGCAGCCAAGCUCAAGGAGAGGUUCCGGAUCCGCACUCGGGCUCAGGCACCUGAGGACCGUGACUGUUAA